AUGACGAGCUUAGCCGUGACGGCACGACUGCUGUGCUUCGUCAUAGCAGCUGUGCCUGUGGUCACCGCUGUUCAGAGUGGUAGCUGCGUCUUCCUCACCUCUCCACCGUCGUACACGUUCAUCGGCGGCGGAUUUCACAUGCGGCUCGCGCUCGAGUACCCCCUCCCGGCCGAGGACGUCCGCUUCAGCUUCGAUCUUCCCAAGUCCUUCUUCAUCGACGAGGCGGAGGCGGUGCAGCUCUACCGAAUGGAGGUGCUCUCUGCCAGCCCAGUGACGCAGGGGAUGGCCGCUGUCGUAGUGGCCGACAUCACGAGCGCCUACACGCCGCUGAAGAUGUCAUCUCAGUACCUCUUUGAUAUUGAAGCCCCAGUAUUUAAGGUCAGCUACACGGAAAAUCAUGUGGAGCUCACCUUCCAGCAGAGGGUUGACGACGGGGCGGGCAGCGCUCUGGACACGUACCUGGCGGAGGACGGGGCGCAGGCGCAGUUCUCCUUUCGUGCGCGCCUCGUCAUUCCCAUUCACUCCCGCUACGACGUCUUGGAGACAACGACGCCCUUUUCACUGCUGCACUUCAUCACCGGUGAGGGCGCCUACGUGCGCCGCUGCUUGGCGGAAGUGCACGUCUCUGGCCGUGCAGACCCGCGCUGCUCAACUGGUACGUACAGCACCAGCGCCACCCUGGCGACCGUAGAGGAAAGGCCGCAUUACACGCCCUGCCUCGACCUGCCUGUUGGUCUGCUGGAUGACUUACCGUACGUGUACAGCGGACUUAUGGCUCUUCUGGUGGCUGGCGCGGUUAUCGUAAUCCUUUCCAUUCGUUAG
Molecule: messenger RNA, 822 nt
Organism: Leishmania braziliensis MHOM/BR/75/M2904
Lineage: Eukaryota; Euglenozoa; Kinetoplastea; Trypanosomatida; Trypanosomatidae
Exons: 1
Coding region: 1-822 (273 amino acids)
Source: RefSeq, a predicted model, not a curated record